This is a messenger RNA of Dioscorea cayenensis subsp. rotundata (Guinea yam), 2223 nucleotides long. Its product is annotated as ferric reduction oxidase 2-like. The annotation marks the transcript as partial. NCBI's taxonomy places the organism in Eukaryota, Viridiplantae, Streptophyta, Magnoliopsida, Dioscoreales, Dioscoreaceae. Gene Ontology annotation, molecular function: oxidoreductase activity. Gene Ontology annotation, cellular component: plasma membrane. The transcript is spliced from 8 exons. The record is from RefSeq and is a predicted model, not a curated record.
UCUUCUUCUUCUUUAUAUUUAAGAGUAGUUCUUUCAGGGAUUAAACUAUUUGUUUGUAUUAUAUUUCUUGGUUGGUUGAUGAUAUGGGUUAUCAUGCCAACAAAUACUUAUAACAAAGAAUGGUCCCCAAAGCUCCAAUCUGCAACCACUUCUACAUACUUUGGCUCGCAAGGGACCAAUAUACUGAUUUACACUUUCCCUAUAUUGUUCAUUGCUGUUCUUGGAUGCAUUUAUCUCCAUUUAGCAAAGCAAAGUGGUCACACUUAUCAUGGUGGACCUUUGAGCAAAGUCCUGCAAGCAUGGAGAAGACCAUUCUUACUGAUGGGUCCUCUUGGGGUUAUUUCUGCAGUAGAACUAACAUUUUGCUUGAUGUUUCUUGCUCUCCUUGUCUGGUGUUUCUCAAUGUAUCUGAACAACACACUCUCGCAUAUCAGCCAAAACUCUACUGAGAAUGGAGAGAAACUAUGGAUGGUUAAGUUAGGGGAUGUGUCAUAUUGGUCUGGUUUUGUCGGUCAUAUUGCCGCAGCAUUUCUCUUCUUUCCAGUGGCUCGAAUGUCAUCUCUCUUGCCUCUCAUUGGCCUUAGCUCUGAAGCCAGCAUCAAGUAUCAUGUAUGGAUUGGCCACAUUGUCAUGCUUCUCUUUUCUGCUCAUGGAUUUGGUUUCAUCAUUGUCUGGGCUGCCACAGGCACUCUCUAUAAGUUGCUAAAAUGGGAAGCAGUAGGAGGAUCUAUAAUUGCAGGGGGAUUAGCUUUAGUCUGUGGUUUGAUAAUGUGGAUAACUGCUAUUCCUCGCAUUCGCCGCAAAAUCUUCGAGCUCUUUUACUACACUCACCAUCUCUACAUUCUCUUCAUCGUCUUCUACAUUUUACAUGUGGGAGUCUCAGCCUUCUGCUUAAUACUUCCGGGUGUAUAUCUCUUCUUGGUUGAUCGAUUUCUCCGAUUUCUGCAAUCUAGACAGAAAAUUAGGCUUGUUUCAGCCCGCCUUUUACCAUCUGAAGCUGUUGAGCUGAACUUUUCCAAAAGCACAGGGUGUUGCUAUUCUCCAACGAGCACAGUGUUCAUUAAAGUUGCUAAUUGUUCUUCACUUCAAUGGCACCCAUUCACAAUAUGUUCAAGCAGUAGUUUAGAACCAGAGAGUCUCAGUAUCAUCAUAAAGAGAGAAGGAAAUUGGACAAAAAAUCUAUAUCAGAUACUCUCUUCACCUUCUUCACCUCAAAGACUUGAUGUUUCAAUUGAAGGUCCAUAUGGUCCUCCAUCUUUGGACUUCCUAAGGUAUGAUUCCCUAGUAAUGGUAAGUGGUGGAAGUGGAAUCACUCCCUUCAUUUCAAUAAUUCGAGAGCUUAUUCAUAGAAGCAAAACUCAAAGAAGUCGAACACCUGGUGUUCUUCUCAUCUGUGCAUUCAAAACAUCGGCUGAGCUCUCAAUGCUCAAUCUUCUUCUCCCGAUCUCCGGCCAAGUCUUCAACCUCUCCAGCCUUGAGCUAAGAAUCGAGGCUUAUGUGACACGAGAUAAAGCUCUCAUUCCCAAUGCCCAAAACCUCAUCCGCACCAAAUGGUUCAAGCCUAUCCCUUCAGACAGUCCUAUAUCUCAUGUUCUUGGACCCAACUCUUGGCUAUGGCUUGGUGCAGUAAUUGCCACUUCCUUUAUUGCAUUCCUUGUUCUCCUUGGCAUUCUGACACGUUGCUACAUUUACCCUAUAGAUCACAACACUGACUUGGUUUACAACUAUUCUAAAAAGUCCAUGUUGAACUUGCUCUUCAUUUGUGUCUGCAUUACUGCUAGCUGUACUGCAGCAGUGCUGUGGAACAAGAGAGGAAACUCCAUUGAACUGAAGCAGAUUCAAAGCAUGGAUUUUCCAAGUUCAUGGUCUUACAAUGUAGAUACAGAGAUUGAGAGUGUUCCUCAUGAGUCAAUUAUUCACUCCAUCAAUGUGCACUUUGGUGAAAGACCUGACCUCAAGAAGAUGUUGUUGGAGUGCAAGGAGUUGAAUACAGGGGUGAUGGCUAGUGGUCCUCGGAGGUUGCGCCACGAAGUUGCAAGGAUAUGUUCAUCUGGUCUUGCUAAUAAUCUCCACUUUGAAUCCAUUAGUUUUAGUUGGUGAUGAUAAUCACCGUAAUCCCAGCAAGAGAUGAGUUAUAGAGUGGAGGAGCAAUUUUCUUGUGUUCUUGUUCCUUGUGAUGUAAAAUGUUACAAAGUGAUCAUUCGCAAAUUAUGAUGGAACUGA